CUCUCUCCCGAGGAAUUGAGGCAGCCAAAGCUAACUACGAGCUUGCUACCAGCCAACUAAAUGUACAGUGCAUGCAGUACAAGAGAUAUGGCAGUUCCUACAUGAAAAAGUGCGGAUUGAGCCCAGAUGCCAUUGCACAGCUGGCAAUGCAGGUGGCAUUCCAUCGAGUUACUGGCAGGGUACCAGCAGUGACUGAAACCUGUAGCACGGCCAUGUUCAAGCAGGGUUGCACAGAGUUCAUCCGAUCGGCCACAUUGGAGACCAAGAGAUGCACGGAGGCUUUCUACAAGAAAUCUGGAGUCAGCUCAGCAGAAAAGAGAGCUCUGGUCAAGGAUGGGACUAUCACCUCUUGGCCUUACGUACCCUUGCCUCAGCAACAGGCAGACCCAUUCCAGCAGUGUUCCAAGAUCCUGCCUAGGCUAACAUCAACACCAUCACCCUGUCCACAAGCACCACAGGGGUCACGCUCAGUUCAACAGGAGCAGCGUUUUACCCCUACCCCCCAAGUGGACUUGGGGUGGUCUACACUAUCUUCAGUGCAGGGCUCAAUUUGACAGCCCUGUUAACCACAUGAUUUUACUCUAAAGAGGCUUUCGUGAGGAAAAAUCGCAAAAAGCAUGCAUACCUUAAAGAGAAAUUUGCUUGGCAUACUCUCUACACAUGCGCAGCCAUGAAAACAACCAUGCCAAGCAUCCAGAGGACCACAAUGGGUCAGGGGACCACGAUGGAAAUAAGCUAUAUGUAUUUCUAGCCUUUUUGUGCCGCCCUGGAUUUAUAGAGUUCCUUUUAUUUUUGUUGCAUUAAUCUAAUUGUUUGUGUAUGAUCACUUAUCAAAUGAAAAAAAAACCACCCAUGUGAAAAAAUGCUAAUGGUUAGCAACCUGUUGUUUUCUGGGUAGCACUGUGAAAUUGGGUCCUGGGUUUUAAGUUGAAGAGGUCAAAGUGUAUGUACUGUAAACUAUAGCGAAGCACAACCACGGAAUCUUCCCUUCUUCGAAGAAGUGUGGUUCUUAAAAGAAUUGGUUGUGAAAGUGUUCUCAACGUUUAAGACAGCGUUCUCUGUGUUUUGGAGGAGUUAUUGCCACUUAAAUGCUUCCUAGUACCUAGGUGGAGAAUUACAAUUGGCUGAAAGAUGCUUGACUUUGGGAAUGCUGGACUUUAGGGUUGCUGGGCUUGAGGGAUGCUGGGUUCGAGGGAUACAAGUCUGUUAGAGUAUGCAUGUGUGUGCGCUGGUGUACGUGAGUUUGUUUCUGCAUUCAAUUAGGGACCCUGAACAAUAGAGGAUAAUAAGGUCCUCGAUUGACAACUGUGU
Messenger RNA from Acanthaster planci (crown-of-thorns starfish), 1311 nucleotides. RefSeq lists its product as uncharacterized. The record is from RefSeq and is a predicted model, not a curated record. NCBI's taxonomy places the organism in Eukaryota, Metazoa, Echinodermata, Asteroidea, Valvatida, Acanthasteridae.